Talaromyces stipitatus ATCC 10500 is the source of this 1445-nucleotide messenger RNA. RefSeq names its product branched-chain amino acid aminotransferase. Gene Ontology annotation, biological process: branched-chain amino acid metabolic process. The record is from RefSeq and is a predicted model, not a curated record. Lineage: Eukaryota; Fungi; Ascomycota; Eurotiomycetes; Eurotiales; Trichocomaceae. The coding region runs from base 145 to 1293 and encodes 382 amino acids. The transcript is spliced from 3 exons. Gene Ontology annotation, molecular function: branched-chain-amino-acid:2-oxoglutarate transaminase activity.
UGUCUUGUUGAAUUCAGACCUUCAUUAAACCCAAGAAGUGCUUCACGACUCACUACUCGAAUACUCACUCCUCGGUUGCCGCGAGGAAUCAUUUCAUUCGCCUUUUUCACCUCUCUGUCCUUCUGUCUUUUUUAACAGACAACAAUGACUACACCAUUCCCUCCACCACCCGUUGAUACCAUUGACUGGAACAAUGUCGGCUUCAAAGUUCGUGAAGUCAAUGGCCAUAUCGAAUCGCACUUCAGCUACUCCGGCGGCGGCACCUGGUCCGAACCCAAAUUCGUCGCGUCCCCCCACCUCCAAAUCCACGGCAUGGCGCCAGGUCUGAACUAUGGCCAACAAGCCUACGAAGGGAUGAAAGCCUUCCGCUCUCCUGGCAACAAGAAAGUCACAAUCUUCAGACCGAACCGUAAUGCAGUUCGCAUGCAACAUUCUGCCGAUUUUGUCUCCAUCCCACGUGUCCCAGAGGAGCAUUUCAUAAAAUGCGUGAAUCUGGCUGUUGCUGCAAAUGCCGAGUUUGUACCUCCACACGAAACUGGAGCGGCCAUGUAUAUCCGUCCUUUGAUUUUCGGAUCCGGUGCUCAGUUAGGCCUCAACCCACCGGACGAAUAUACCUUCGUCGUGUUUGUGAUGCCAACCGGUGUGUAUCACGGUGUACAUGCUGUGGAUGCCCUGAUCUUAGAGGACUUCGACCGCUCCGCACCCGAAGGUACCGGAUCUGCCAAAGUCGGUGGGAACUACGCCCCUGUUCUGCGACACUCGCAACGUGCAUACGCCGAGAAAUAUGGAAUCACGUUACAUCUUGACAGCAAAACGCGCUCAGAGAUUGACGAAUUCUCAACCUCAGCAUUUAUCGGCGUUCGCAAGAACCCCACCACCAAAAAUGACGUGACGAUUGUUGUCCCCGAUAGCAAGAAUGUCAUUGACUCCGUCACCGCUUCAUCUGUCUACGAGCUUGCCUCAAAGGCUCUUGGAUAUAAAGUCGAGAAACGUCGAAUUCCAUAUGAGGAAUUGAAGGAAUUCGAUGAGGUGUUUGCGGCAGGAACUGCGGCUGCAUUGGUGCCUAUCAAAUCGAUAACCAUGAAAUCACGAAAUGACAAAUUCAGUUACAAUGUGGGGAGCGACGAAAGUGGUGGCGAGGUCUGCUCGAAGCUGUUGAAGAUGCUUAAGGGGAUUCAAAACGGGACAGUGGAGGAUAAAUUUAGCUGGAACUUUGUAGUAACGGAACCUCCCAAGGGAUUUGUUGAGGGUGCUGGUGCUGGGCGAGAUGCUGACGGGGUGAAUAUUCCAUGAUCACAUUUGUCUAAUGCCAUUUGGUCGAACGCUAUUGUAAUGCCAAAAGCUGUCACAAGGUCUAAAUCCCUUGUGGUCCUUAUCUACUCUUUCUAGUAUCUCGUCUCAUUUACAAUGUAGGAAAUAGGCAAAAAGUGGUAUCUUCUGUCUGC